Molecule: messenger RNA, 4931 nt
Organism: Paramuricea clavata
Lineage: Eukaryota; Metazoa; Cnidaria; Anthozoa; Malacalcyonacea; Plexauridae
Source: the annotation of a GenBank genome assembly
AUGACCAACAUAGCGGAUUCGGUAUUUGAAACAGAGACUGCCGAGAUAUCUCCAGUUAAAACAUGCGAAAUUAUCACUAACAAUAACCCGGCAGUUACUGAAUCGACCCCGUUGAAACAUCUCAGUUGGUCGUACAAUACUUUUACCAACGAUAUGAAAGGGGUUAAAGCGGACAUAACAGUUAUUCAAAAACAAAUAACAUCUAUAAACAAUGUUAAUACCUCUAUCAACGCGAUUAUAGAAUCUAUUAGUAAAGUUUUGGACUCUACAGAAAACCGUCAAAUAUCGUACGACACCAGAAUGGAGACCUUGCUUAAGGAGUUUUCCAUAAUUUUAGACGAGAAAAACAGAGCGAUAAACGAGCGAGAUAUCACUAUUAAACAGCUUCAAGCGAAUUUGUCAGAAAUUUAAAAUGAUAGAAACUCAUUAAAUCUUAAGAAUUCACCAACAAAGCAUGUUGACAAUAAAAGUAAGACUGCAUCGCCGCCAAUGCAGCCCUUGAUGUGUCAAAUGAAUAAUAUUGAGGAUUUAAUCAACUUGUCUAAAAUUAACGAUCUAUGUGAUAUUGAAAUCGAUGUCUUGGGCGAUGCAUCCAAAUCUGAUGAUAUGCUUCUGAGUCCAAAUAAUUCUACUAUAAAGGAACUUGAGGCCUUUAUUGACAAGUCUUUCUAUAGCGCCUCUGUCGAGCUAUCUAAUCCUGUCCAGCCGACGGACUUCUCUACUCUAGCGCAAAGACGCUUUGAAGAGGACCUGCCUAAGCCCGAAGCUCAAUUUCUAACAUUUAAAGAAAAUGUUGAAACUCGGCUGCAAGUUUUGUCGUACAAACUCUUUGAACAGAAUAAUACCAUAAAUAUAAAUAAACAAGAGCUAUGCAAAUUGACCUGCAAAAAUUUACAUCUUAAAUCACGUAUCUCGGAGUUGGAGGGGAGCUUGUCGCCAAAGAAUACAACAAAUGGGAGUAGUGACCUGAGCCCGUGUGAAAAAAUAGUUAAAGGAAAUAAUAUCUUAACUGCGAAUAUAGAUGCUUGCGCUAUUUCUAGUCGCCUUUCGCCUGGAACAGCUGCAUAUGUCGAUGACAGCGAUGAAUAUGCUAUCUCAACUGCGAAUGCCGAUGCUUGUGCUGUUCCUAGUGACAGUCCACCCGAAAAAAGUGCGCAUGCUGAUGAUGCUUCGGCCCCUAUAAGUCAACAGUGUGGUGAAGAUAACAACGGAGAAUAUGAUAAAGAGACUUUGAACCGGACUGACAAUAUCGUCAACCCAGAACGCACAAAAAAGCUCGUAAAGCCCGCCAUAAUGUGCAAUAGUAAGUCAACGAUAUGUCAACAGAAAAUGUAUGGGAAAUCCCCCCUUCAGGAUCGGACAAUGCCACAAGAUUGGUUAAAUUAUCUCCCUUUUGUAGAAACCGGUCAAGAGGAAAAUGUUAAUUCGAAUGUUUCGAUGCAACUAGAUUAUAAUCCUACGAGAGAGAAUCCGGUAGAAACGCUACCAUUGACUAAGAUGUCACCUCGGACUAUUUCUCAUAAUAAUACCAACGUUAUUCCCGAUGAAGUUCUACACACGCCUAUUGCGUUACUGGGCGCUGAUUCUAGUAAUGUGUGCAUGGAAGAUCAGUUAAAAGCAUAUCGACGCAAACAUCAAACGGUAAACCGCAUAAAGCAAUGUCCAAAUCCCAUGCAACCCAAAAAGGUUAGGUUUUUUAAAGAACAAUCAAAACCAUACUGUGGUAGAGUUAAUAAAACCCGAUUCCAGACAGAGUAUAACCAGGAGUUUUUUCGGGAGGGAAAUGCGUAUCGACACACGAACGACUGGCUACAUCACUUAAAUCUUGUUCGCCGAUUAACACAAUGACAACACUCCAACAACGGCACCAGGGACCGCACCACCCUUUAACUUUACCUAUCCCUAUCCCUGUACGAAUUACUAACCGAGACACAAUCGCAUCACAGCGUAACCCAAUCGCUAAUGAACUUGUAAAUCCUGAGCAAUUGCGAAAAGUCAGACAUACCAAACAAAUACCAACAACAUUGACAUCAGCCAGAAUUCAUAAUCCUGCAAACUGUGUCCAAAUUACCCUCGCUACCGCGAUGGAAUCAACAGUUGCAUGUGCUCCAGAAAAUGUAUUCGUUCCAAGUGUUCUCCUUUCCAAUGUGAUGUCCUUAGCGCCGAAAACUGAUGAGAUUCAACAUUGCGUUGUGCACGCAAAUGAACGCUUAAAAUUUGAGUCUACGUUACCCUCCACCAAAAUACCAAACCUUUUAAUUUGUAAUCUCCGCUCCCUGACGUCCAAGGUCGACGAACUUGACGCUGUGGUGUCUUUUAACCAAACGGACAUGGUCUGCAUUACAGAGACUUGGUUAUCUCCUGCAAUUCCUGACAACUUGGUAUCCUUCUCCAAUUUCAAUCUGUUUAGGAACGAUAGACUGGUUUCAAACGGCGGAGGUGUUUGUGCCUACAUAAAUAGCAAUAUCUAUUGUAGACGAAUUGAGGAAUUUGAAAACUCUUCGAUUGAAUCACUGUGGUUAUCAGUGAGACCAAAGAAGCUACCCCGCUCUGUCUCGGUUAUCUUACUGGCUGUUGUUUACCAUUCAACAGCAUCCCGCCAAACUGAAAAUGUAGAAUUGUAUUCACACAUUCAAACCAAUGUGGACUCAUUUUUAUAUUCCCACCCUGAAGCUUUGGUCCUAAUUACGGGCGACUUCAAUUUUAGAAGCACGGGUCUCGAUGCAAACCAUCUUAAAAGAAUUGCUGGUCUGACGCAGAUAGUCAAGGUAGCUACCAGAGCUGAUGUAACUUUAGACUGGUGUUUAACCAACUCAAAGGUGGAUAAUAUUUACGAAUCAAUCCAACUUCCUCCCAUUGGAACCAGUGAUCAUUAUACGAUUCUUAUGAAAGCCCAACCUUCUCCCUCAAAGCCAGACAAUUCACAUAUAUGGAAACGCGAUCUCAGAGAUAGCAGGAUACGGCCUUUUGGACGAUAUAUCACUACAUUUGACUGGUCUCCUAUCUUGGACAUACAUGACUGUGAUACAAAAUAUAAAAAGUUUAACGAUACAAUGACUGUGAUGAUUGAAAAAUUCUUUCCCUUGGAACGGAUUAAAGUACGAAAGUGUGAUAAGCCUUGGAUGACGUCAUCAAUAAAGUCUGCUAUUGGGAGACGCCAAAAAGCCUUACACGAAAGCGGGAAAAAUUCAGAUAUUUAUAAAUAUUGGCGUAAUAGAGUCCAAUCAUGCAUUAAAGUUGCACGAAAGAUCUACUAUAUGAGGUCAGUUGAGAAAUUAAAAAAUUCUAACCCGGCAAGAUGGUGGAAAGAAGUGAAAGCCAUUGGUGGUCUCUCGUCAAAAAAUUCUUGGUAUUCUCAGCUAUUUUCUGAUGAUGUUCGGAAUUGCGAAGAACUGGCCGAAAAUUUUAAUAACUUUCUUACUGCCCUUACAUCACAUUUUGACCCUCUAACUCUCGACGAAAUCCAGGAGGGCCUAGAAGUACCAAACCAUUACCUCGUUGACGCCCAACAGAUCUAUAUGAAACUUAGUAAAAUUAAAACCACAAAAUCACCGGGUCCUGACAUGUUUCCAAAUAAAAUCCUGAAAACAUUUGCCUUUGAGCUUGCCCCAGUUAUCUCAGACAUUUUCAACUCAUCCAUGACACAAGGCACCUUCCCAAGGGCAUUGAAGAGAUCUAUUGUAGUGCCUGUCCCUAAGGUAUCACCCCCAAAGAGUAUUGAAGACGACCUACGACCAAUAUCUUUAACAUCCCAGAUCGCCAAAGUUAUGGAGGAUUGUACUUUGGACAAUUUUUUUCCUGAAGUUGUAAAUAAACUUGACACCAAACAAUUUGCACUCCCAAAGAAAUCAACGACCCACGCUUUGGUCUACCUUUUACAUUCAAUCUUGGUUGCUCUUGAGAGAGGUUCCUGUACUGCCAGAUUGUUCUUUGCAGAUUUCAAGAAAGGUUUUGACCUAGUAGACCACAAUGUUAUUAUUAAAGAAUUAACCCUGCUUGGUACCCAUCCCUCUAUAAUUCGGUGGAUUAAAGCCUUCCUCUGCGAUCGCGAACAAUGUGUCCGGGUGGGAACUUCUAUGUCCUCUUGGAAGAAAACAAAUGGUGGCUUGCCACAAGGUACAAAGUUGGGUCCAUUAUUGUUUGCUGUUCUCAUUAAUUCCUUGCUUAAAAACUGGCCCAGUAGGAUCAAGUUUGUGGAUGACACCUCAGCCCUAGAGAUUAUACCACGUUUUUCAUCCAGUUUAAUGCCAUUAGUCGUAAAUGAAAUCUCGGACUACGCCUUAGAACGUGGAAUGGAACUAAAUUAUAAGAAAUGCAAACCAAUGUUGAUCAACUUUCUUAAAUAUAAAGGAUCUGAUGAUGAAAACCCGAUCUAUGUUGCAGGUAAACCGGUGGAAACUGUGUCCUCUUUCAAACUCCUAGGUGUAUGGAUAUCAAAUGACUUGUCAUGGAAUACUCAUGUCGACAUGGUAUUGAAAAAGGCAAAUUCUCGCUUAUACGCAUUGCGUCUGUUAAAAAAGGCUGGUCUCCAAGCAUCUGACAUCGUCCAAAUAUAUAUCUCAUUCAUCAGAUCCAGAAUUGAAUAUGCAUCCCCUGUAUGGUCGUCAAUACCUAAAUCAUUAUCUGACAUUCUCGAAUCUGUUCAAAAGAGAGCAUUGAGAAUAGCUUAUCCAGAUCUGUUAUAUGAUGAAGCCCUUGAAAUUUCAAACUUACAGUAUCUGAGUACUCGAAGAGACAUCUCUUGCAAGAAAUUCGUCGAAUCUCUGCGACGUGAUGUUUCACCCUACAACCCUUUGACCCAAAUUAUGGAAAUUCGUCCCGGGGUAAAAACUCAUGACUAUGACUUAAGGAAUGACAGAACGGCCGAACAACCUUUAUGGUCAGAAACCACUGAACGGUUAAAAAACUUCGUGACUAGGAAAUAUUAUUAG